This is a messenger RNA of Cylindrotheca closterium, 825 nucleotides long. NCBI's taxonomy places the organism in Eukaryota, Bacillariophyta, Bacillariophyceae, Bacillariales, Bacillariaceae. The record is from the annotation of a GenBank genome assembly.
AUGAGCGAAAUCUUUGACAAACUAGUUGCAUACUGCAUCAGUACAGUCCUAUCAGGAUCAUCGGGUGUCACGAGCUUCUACACUCUUUUCCUCAUGGGAUGUAUCGAACGAUACGAUCCCGAUCUGUUGAGCAUGGGCGACACGAUGGACAAGAUUCUGGCGUCGAUGCCAGCCCUCAUUGUUCUAGGCUUUCUAGCGUUUCUCGAGUUUCUGGCUAUGUGUAUCCCUGUGGUAGAUGAGCUGGUUGACGGGUGCAUGACUCUGGUCGUUCCAUUCAUCAGCAUUAUUUCAACACUUGGAACAUGGGGUCUCUAUUUGCCUGAUGAAUUGAACGAAGCCGCCGUCAUCUUCAAUGGCGAUACCGGUAAUAAUAGCACAAGAAUGCUGGAAGAGGAAACCUUUGGCGGAGAUCUGAAGCAAGGUGUUGGUUUCGCCCAGAUUUUCGCACUAGUCACCGGCGUAUGUGUUGCGCUUGCAGUACAUCUCAUUAAGAUGUUGGUGAGAUUGUUCGGUGAAGGAUGGUUGACGAACAUAUUGGCCGUUUUGGAGAUUAUUAUUGUGACAUUCAGUAUCAUCGUUGUGGUCUUCAUUCAGUAUGUUGCAAUCCUCUUUGCUGCCUGCCUCUUGGCUUCCAUGCUAUGGUACUUUACGAAAGGAAGACGAGAGGCAGCCAAAAAGAAAAAAGAGCAGGAGGAAGCCAAGAACCAGCAGCAGCAGCAGCAGCGAGCCGUCCCUGAAGCUGUCCCUGAAGCAAACCAGCAAGAGGUCAUUCAAGAGGCGAAUCCCCCACCCUUCAAUCCAGAAGUGAAGGACGCGGAAGCAUAA